AUCCCGCGGGGAUUCGCUCUUUUCAGGAAAUUCGCAGGUCGCAGCAAAACAAAUCAUCCACCCCCUAGUAAUUACUACCUUCAAGUUUCAGCAGGCCUACUUCCGGUGCCUGGGUUUUGGCCGAGCCUCAUUAUCUCGUCCGCCGCCAUGUCAAACCCUACUAGCAUUGCCCGUACCGCCCCCAUUGCUAUAGCCUCUCGAAAUCCCCAUCUGCAUCCAUCCGUCGAGACGAACAGUACCGACGGCAGAGAGAGUGGCAACAGGACCCUUCUCUCCGCAAGCAUGAGCAGCACGGCGUCCGCAGAGUCAGGAUCGCACCUCCGAGGCCGGAAGGAUCGCCCAUGCGAUGCCUGCCGGAGGAGGAAGAGUCGAUGUGUGAUAAAUGAAGGCCAGACGAGUUGCGUGCUCUAUCCCCAGACAGAACGGAUGAUCCACAAAGAAGGCCUCCUGAGUCGAGCGUUUCUAGCACGGGAGCUACGAGUUCGUUGAUUGAGGAGAUGGCAAAUUUUGGUGGACCAACAAUGCUGAAACGAACACUGGGGUUACAAGAGGACAGAUAUAGCCAAUAUAUUGGGCCAACGACCGAUUUUGAACCCUCACUUAUAGACCUGUCUCCCUUCGAUCCUCAAGACGAG
This is a messenger RNA of Amorphotheca resinae ATCC 22711, 635 nucleotides long. RefSeq lists its product as hypothetical. NCBI's taxonomy places the organism in Eukaryota, Fungi, Ascomycota, Leotiomycetes, Helotiales, Amorphothecaceae. The transcript is spliced from 3 exons. The record is from RefSeq and is a predicted model, not a curated record. The coding region runs from base 148 to 489 and encodes 113 amino acids.